AGGAAGCCGGAAGUGGAGGCUGUGAGGACGUGUUCGAGGAAUCCUGAGCCGGCGCGACCGGCGAGAUGGAGCCGCUGUACCAGCAAACGCACAAGCAGAUCCAUGAGAUCCAGUCUCACAUGGGACGCCUGGAGACGGCAGACAAGCAGUCUCUGCACUUAGUAGAAAACGAAAUCCAAGCAAGCAUAGACCAGAUAUUCAGCUGUCUAGAACGUUUGGAGAUUUUGUCCAGCAAGGAGCCCCCUAACAAAAGGCAGAAUGCAAAACUUCGUGUCGACCAGUUAAAAUAUGAUGUCCAACACCUGCAAACUGCUCUGAGAAACUUCCAGCAUCGGCGCUAUGCAAGGGAACAACAAGAGAGACAGCGAGAGGAGCUUCUUUCUCGUACCUUCACCACUAAUGACUCUGACACCACCAUACCAAUGGAUGAAUCACUGCAGUUUAACUCCUCCCUCCAGAAAAUUCACCACGGCAUGGAUGACCUCAUUGGAGGAGGGCACAGUAUUCUGGAGGGACUGAGGGCCCAGAGACUGACCUUGAAGGGGACGCAGAAGAAGAUCCUUGACAUUGCCAACAUGCUGGGCUUGUCCAACACAGUGAUGCGGCUCAUUGAAAAGCGGGCUUUCCAGGACAAGUACUUAAUGAUCGGUGGGAUGCUGCUUACGUGUGUGAUCAUGUUCCUCGUGCCAAAGGAAGUGCUGACAGCAGGAACCACAGCAUCUCAGAACCCGACUAGGCCACACGCCCCUGGAAGCAGAACUGGAAGGAGCCUGACAGAUGAGCUGCUUUGGGGCCCGAAUGUGGAACCCCCAGAAGGAUGUGCUAGCUCGGGACAGAGGAACACAUGUUCCUGACAAGGGAGUGUGCCUUGUUUCCCACCCAUCGUCACCACAGGAGAAGCCUGAGCAUUGGGACAGAUGGAGACUGGCUGGGUCUUCAUGAGCCCUCCUUUCCCUUAUGUCCCAGGACAAUUUACUAAUCAGCUUAUAAUCGGUCUAAUGAUGUGGGGCGGAUCACUUCUUCCAUCAUCUUCUGUAUCAUCAUCAUCAUCAGUAGUAGCAGUAGUACCAUUUCAUGAGUAAGGAGUCACCAUCCCAUUCUGCAACCAAAGAAAAGUGAGAAGUGCUCACAAAAAUGUUCCACCAGCAUCCAAAAUAAUGCAAUUAAAAAAUCAAGCGGCGCUGGCGCGGAUAAGCCAGGGUGGCGUUCAGUAGAGCCCCAGGAUGGCGGCGCCCACAUCCUUGGAGGGCCGGCGCUCCUCCACCAGAAAGUUGAUCAUGCUCUCCGACUUGAUGAGGAGGUUACAGCCCAGGAAGAAAACGCCGAAGACCACGAGGUGGUGGAAAAGGGAGAUGGAGAGGCCUGGAAAUUUGGCGUGAGGAGAUUCAGGAUGCCCCGGCCAGCAAGCAUGGCAGAGCCCCUGCCCCCUGCUGUGAUUUGAGUGUGUCAUCCUCCAUGUUCAGGUGUUGAUAACUUGAUCCCCAAUGUGGUGGGGUUGGGCAGUGGUGGGACCUGAUGGGAGGUGUUUGGGGAGGGGGCACUGCCUUGUGAGUGGAUUAAUGCCAUAUCUCGGGAGUGGGUUCCUCUGUCUCCUCUCUCUCUUGCCUUUCUGCCAGAUCACUACACAGAUAAAAGGCCCUCACCAGAUCCCUACGCAGAAAGAAGGUCCUCACCAGACCGCUACGCAGAAAGAAGGUCCUCACCAGAUCGCUACGCAGAAAGAAGGUCCUCACCAGACCGCUACGCAGAAAGAAGGUCCUCACCAGAUCCCCCACGCAGAUAGAAGGUCCUCACCAGAUCCCUACGCAGAAAGAAGGUCCUCACCAGACCGCUACGCAGAUAGAAGGUCCUCACCAGAUCCCUACGCAGAUAGAAGGUCCUCACCAGAUCCCUACGCAGAUAGAAGGUCCUCACCAGAUCCCCCACGCAGAAAGAAGGUCCUCACCAUAUCCCUACGCAGAUAGAAGGUCCUCACCAGAUCCCUACGCAGAUAGAAGGUCCUCACCAGAUCCCUACGCAGAUAGAAGGUCCUCACCAGAUCCCCCACGCAGAUAGAAGGUCCUCACCAGACCGCUACGCAGAAAGAAGGUCCUCACCAGAUCCCUACGCAGAUAGAAGGUCCUCACCAUAUCCCUACGCAGAUAGAAGGUCCUCACCAGAUCCCUACGCAGAUAGAAGGUCCUCACCAGAUCCCUACGCAGAUAGAAGGUCCUCACCAGAUCCCCCACGCAGAUAGAAGGUCCUCACCAGAUCGCUACGCAGAAAGAAGGUCCUCACCAGACCGCUACGCAGAAAGAAGGUCCUCACCAGAUCCCCCACGCAGAUAGAAGGUCCUCACCAGAUCCCUACGCAGAUAGAAGGUCCUCACCAGAUCGCUACGCAGAAAGAAGGUCCUCACCAGAUCCCCCACGCAGAUAGAAGGUCCUCACCAGAUCCCCCACGCAGAUAGAAGGUCCUCACCAUAUCCCUACGCAGAUAGAAGGUCCUCACCAGAUCGCUACGCAGA
Nycticebus coucang (slow loris) is the source of this 2506-nucleotide messenger RNA. It is a transcript of the gene GOSR2, whose product is annotated as golgi SNAP receptor complex member 2. The transcript has 11 exons. The coding region runs from base 66 to 854 and encodes 262 amino acids. Gene Ontology annotation, cellular component: Golgi apparatus; late endosome membrane; SNARE complex. The record is from RefSeq and is a predicted model, not a curated record. Gene Ontology annotation, molecular function: SNARE binding; SNAP receptor activity. NCBI's taxonomy places the organism in Eukaryota, Metazoa, Chordata, Mammalia, Primates, Lorisidae. Gene Ontology annotation, biological process: vesicle fusion; intra-Golgi vesicle-mediated transport.